Sitophilus oryzae (rice weevil) is the source of this 3514-nucleotide messenger RNA. RefSeq names its product trafficking protein particle complex subunit 11 (gene gry). NCBI's taxonomy places the organism in Eukaryota, Metazoa, Arthropoda, Insecta, Coleoptera, Curculionidae. The record is from RefSeq and is a predicted model, not a curated record. Bases 124 to 3459 code for a protein of 1111 amino acids. The transcript is spliced from 16 exons. Gene Ontology annotation, cellular component: cytoplasm.
ACAGAAAUCAGCUGUUUCUUGAUUUGUGUUAUUGUGUUUAUAAAAUAAAGUUUGUGUUCUUUACAACAUGUUUAAUAUGUGAAAAAAUAUUGUAUUUUAGUGGAACAAAGAUUAAUACAAAUCAUGCAAGGAAGCCCGUCGUUCUACCAAAAUUAUUUUAACCUGCCACAAGAACUUAAAGUAAAACCGUUGGCCCUUAUUGGAUUUUCUGGUUUAGAUAUUGUAAAUAAUGCCAUUCAUAAAUCAGUUUGGGAAACAUUUAUUAAUCGUAAUGAAAAGGCGGCAGUAUCAUAUAAGCUUAUAAGUAACACCCACAAAUUUCCGGUAAUUAAACCCAAAAGAAAUUCUUAUGAUUGGUAUGUUCCAAAGGGCAUAUUAAAAAACAACUGGAUGAUUAAACACCUUAACGAACUUCCUGCAGUUAUUGUUAUUUUCUAUGACUUGGAUUGGAAGGAUAGUCUUUGGAAUGAAAAGAUGAUUGAAUGUGCUUCCAGAGUGCAGUCUUUAAGGGCUGCUUUAGAAGGAAGAGAUACUCGCAUAGUUGUAGUAUUAAUUCAAAAUGUUUUGCCUCUUCCAGAAGAUCCUUUAGCUGCAGAAAGAGCAGUAGCACUUUGUUCCAGUUGUGAAUUAAAUUCCCAAUCUUUAUAUAUAUUACCUCAUGGUCCUCAUUUACUAGGCUAUACUAUUCGACUAGAGAAUACAUUCUUUGAGUUUUGUCAAAAUUAUUAUUAUAACUGUGCUAAAAAUGUAAAACUUCAUAAAGACCAUCUUAACAAAAACACACACCAAUAUCUCUUUGUUAGGCAUCAGUUUAAAAUGGCAUUUUUUAAUGAACUGAAACAGGAUAUACAGUCAGCUCAUAAGCAUUAUAGUCUUUCGUAUAACAAUUUAUUAGAUAUCAGAAUAGUUGACACAAAUGCUUUGGAAAUUCGUACAGUGGCAGGAUUUAUAAGCUAUAAGAUAUGCAAAUUAAUGUUUGCCUUAAAUUUGCCUCGAGAUGCAAUUGCACAAUUUAAGUCUCACAUUGACAAAUUUAAAAACAGAUCUGGUUUUCAAGAACUGGCUUUUGAGCAUUUUGCUUGGUUAUCAAAACAAUAUGAAAUUUUUGGGGAGAUUUUUGAUGAUGCUGUUAAACAAGGCCUUCCAGCAGUUCAAACUCAACAUCCUGGAAUAUAUUAUCAACAAGGGGCACAGUAUGCAAUACUAAGGAAGAAAGCGUGCCAGGAGCUGUGUUCAAAAAUCAUUGCUUAUCCUCAUCCAGAUCCUUUAGAAGGUAUAGAAAGAAUAGAUUUUUAUGGUCAAAGACUUUGGCGACCUGGUAAAAUGUCUAGUGAACCUCCAGAACCUAUUGUUGAAGCAAAUGGUAUUCAAGCCUUGCAAUUUUUAGAAAAUCAAAUUAAUCAUUCAAGCAUUAUAAUUUCUCUGUAUGGACUUGCCAUUGCACAGUAUAAGAUUUAUAAAUGUCCAAGAACAAGAAGACAUCUAGUAUUACAGAUGGCUGAGGAAUGUUAUGAUUCAAAAGAUUUUGGGAAAGCUUUAACGCUAUUAUCACAUAUGCUGUCAGAUUAUAGGGAGGAAAAAUGGUGGGGUAUAAUAUCUAACAUUUUAGAGAAAGCAAUAAAAUGUGCAUACUUAACAGCAAACGUACAAGAUUAUAUACAAUUGGCACUUGAAAUAUUGAGUUCUUCAAUUAACGUAGCCUUAGAAGAUAAAAAAAGAAUUUAUGAAAAUUUGAAUAGAAUAUUUAAGAAACAAAUUCCUUAUGGAGACCCAAAAUUACCCCAUGAUGUAUUACAGAAUGCAAUAAUUCUCUGGCAACCAGUAUUUAACAAUGUUGAGCCUUCUGUUUUUACUUUAGAUAUGACUAAAAUUAUUUCAUGUGUUGAAUCGAAACUUAGAUUUACGAAACCAACAUUUGAAAUAGAUCAAAAAGUUUCAAUAGAUAUUUUUAUAAAAACCACUUGUCCAUUUCCUUUAGUAUUUUCAGAUAUAUCACUAAAAGUUAAUUCACCAUGCACAAGUAAUGAAUUGUUUAUUGACAAAUCCGAAAAAAAAUCUCUUAUUUUUCAUCCCAAUGAAGUGAAAAAGUUUGUCAUAGAAUUUGAAGCAGAUCCAAAUGAUAUUAAUAAGGAAAUUCAGAUUGAGUGGAUGAAUAUUACUAUAGGGAAAGACUCUGAAUGUUUAGUCAACCUUAAAUUUGAAACACAAAUACUGAAUGUAGAUAAUUCAGAAAGCAAAUGUUUCCAAAAACAAGGAAAAAAUUCCGAUUUUAACACUUUAAAAUCUAUACACAAUUCAAUUGUUGUCCCUAGGGAUUCUAAAGUCAACCUGAAAUUUGAACAUGAUCUGCCUGCCCUGGUUGGAGAAUGUUAUGAGGUUUAUUUACUAAUUAUUAACGAGGAACUCAGUGCCAUUAAAGACUUAAAAGUUGAAAUAUAUACAGACGAUGGCAAUAGUGAAACACAAUUUUCAUCAUUACCCUCCAUGCAGCCUGAAAAAUUGCCAAUAAAUCUGCCAGUCAGUCAAACCCUAGAGAAGGAUUCAAGGAUUAGGACCAGUAUAUUUAUAAGAGCUUUUAAUCCAGAAAUAUGCAACAUUCAUGUAAAAAUUAUUUAUACACUUGAUAGUGAUAAACCUGUUAUCAGUAUUAAAAACGAAAUGAUUAUUUUGCCAGUAGUCCAGCCAUUUGAAAUAACAACUACCUAUGUGUCGGUAUUGAUGCAAGAAAUACAUAAGUUUUACGCAGGUGAAGAAUUUGGUGUUAUGCCACUGAUAAAAUUUCUAUCGCCUUGGCCGAUUCAUAUUGAGAAUACUUCUAUCGAAUUUUUACCGCCCCUAAAAUCACUUGAAACAGAGCUGCAUAGUCAAAUAGCAGGACUGUCAUUUAAUAAAGAGGAGAUUAGUUCUGAAUUCUAUCUGGCCUUAUCCGAAAAAUCAUCUGACCAAAACAUGGUUGUGGGAGAAUAUAUAGUUACUUGGAAAAGAGAAAAUGGAGCCAGUGUUAUUACCCGGGUACCAUUACAUGGCUAUCACUGUGACUGGAUUCCCCUUAAUUUAAAAAUAUCGGCUCCUGCUCAUGGAUUUGUCCGAACUCCUGUGAUCAUUCAGUACCAUCUUAUAAAUCAUUCUUCACAUCUAGUUCAGCUGGAUGUAGGAAUGGAGGCUAGUGAUGGGUUUAUGUUUUCAGGAUAUAGACAGUCUUCAGUAUCAGUGUUGCCAAAUUCAACUAAAACUCUCCAGUACAAUCUUUACCCGCUUAUAGCUGGCAGUGUUGCUUUACCACGAAUUCUCUUGACCAUACCGGAGAACAGUACAGAUGGGCCAGCUUUAAGACAGGAUCAAUUGAACCAAUUAAUAGAAAGAACUAUUCCGCAAUAUAUCUAUGUUAUACCUCAAAUUAAAGGAAACGCAGAGUUGCCAGAGAUUAUUGAGUCACGAGAGAUGGUCCUUUCAAGUUAAUCAUAAGUAUUCCACAUUGUUUUUUUAUAUAUAAAUAUAAUAUGUUAGAAAAAUA